GGCACUUCCUCCCAGUCGGCGGAGGGAAGGGGCGGGAGAGGCAGAGGAGGCCCCCCGAAACCGGGGAGGCGGAAGGGCCCGGCCCCUUCCCAGCACCACCUCUGGGAAGGGUGGGUUUUGCUCCAGCGAGGAAUCCCGCGGUGGCUGGAACGGGAAGAUCCAGCUGGCGGGAGCUGCGCGGCGAAACCCCCGGCCCGCGGGGCUCCGUCCCGGUGCUGAGUUGCCGCCCCGCUGUCGCCCGCCGGGAUGACGCCCCACCGGCCGGCGGGGACCGGCUCACCGCCCCGCCGCGGGGCUCUCUUCCAGAACGUGCUGGCCAAGGCGCUGUACGACAACGUGGCCGAGUCCCCGGACGAGCUCUCCUUCCGCAAGGGCGACAUCAUGACGGUGCUGGAGCGCAACACGCAGGGGCUGGAUGGCUGGUGGCUCUGUUCGCUCCAUGGCCGGCAGGGCAUCGUUCCCGGGAACCGCCUCAAGAUUCUCGUGGGGAUGUACGACAAGAAGCAGCCGCAGCAGCAAGCGCCUGCCCCGGCACAGGGGCAGGCACCGCCGCAGCCAUCUGUACCCCAGCCGGCUCUGGCCUUCCACCACCAAGGGGGCUACACCCCGCUGUCGCCUGCCUCGCAGUACACCCCCAUGCACCCUGCUUAUGCCCCCCAAGGGGACAAUGUCUAUCUGAUGCCAGUCCCCAACAAGGGACAGCAGGGUCUCUACCCAGGCUCAGCACCCACUGGACAGUUUCCUCCUGCCCCAGCUAAGCAGCCUUCCACCUACCCGAAGCAGGCACCUCCCCACACCUUCCCCAACCCGGGACAGGAAAUCUACCAGGUUCCCCCCUCCCUGGGCCAGGCAGCAGAGGCAUACCCAGGAGGCUCUGCCAGUCCCCCCCAGGAUGUCUACCAGGUUCCUCCUUCAGCUGGUCAGGCUCAAGAAAUCUACCAGGUGCCACCGUCAUUGGACAUGAGGAGCUGGGAAGGGCACAAGCCCCAGGGAAAGGUGCUGGUGCCCACCCGUGUGGGCCAGGUGUAUGUCUAUGACUCCCCCAAGGGUGAGCAGGUUGAGUAUGAUUUCCCUCGCCACCUAAUCUCCACGGGCUCCCAGGAGAUCUAUGAUGUGCCACCUGUCCGAGGAGGGGUCCCGAGCCAGUUCAGCCAGGAGGUCUAUGACACUCCUCCCAUGGCAGUGAAGGGUCCCAAUGGGCAGGACCCAGGGCAAGAGAUCUACGACGUGCCCCCCAGCGUGGAGAAGAACUUGCACCAGACUGUGUACGAUGUCCCCCCCUCGGUGAGCAAGGACGUGCCAGAUGGGCCAGCGCGGGAGGAGACCUACGAUGUGCCACCCGCCUUUGCCAAGCAGAAAGCCUUUGACCCCGCUCGCCACCCCCUGAUCCUGGCCCAGCAGGAGCCCUACUUGCCAGAGGAUGUCUACGAUGUGCCCCCAGCAGCUGGGAAAGGUGCUUCUGAGCUGCCACUUUCCCAUGAGAUCUACGAUGUGCCCCCCAGCCUCAAGAAGCUGGGGGGAUCCACCUUCCCCUCCCAGGAGGUGUAUGAUGUGCCCCGGGACCUGCACGCCCCAGGCAAAGGCUCUGUGGACACAGAGGGCGAGUACAUCUACGAUGUCCCACCACAAGUAGACCGCGAGGCCAAAGGUGCUGAUGCCAAGCGCCUCUCGGCUUCCAGCACAGGCAGCACCCGCAGCAACAUCUCCACAUCCUCGCUGGACGUGGUACCUGUGAAGGAGCCGGCUAAGGGAGCCGGCAAGGAGUUUUCCCUGGACUUGGAUGCCGCCAUGGAGACACUGGCCAAGCUCCAGAGUGGCGUCAGCAGCGCUGUCUCCUACCUCAUGUCCUUUAUCAGCACCAACUGGCGCAGCCCCGAGCACAUGGAGGCCAAUGCUGCCAACAUCCGUGGGGCGGCUGAGGGUGUCCGGACGGCCCUCCGGGACCUGCUGGAGUUUGCCCGGGGGGCAGUGGGCAAUGCUGCCCAGGCCUCUGACCGCUCUCUCUACACCAAGCUCAGCAAGCAGCUGCAAAAGAUGGAGGAGGUCUACCAGGCCCUGGCACGGCACGGCCAAGCGCUGGACGCUUGCCACUGGGCCCCCAGUGCUCUGGCCAGCAGCAAGCCAGGCACAGAUGACUUGGAGCACUUCAUCAUGCACUCGCGUGGUGUUCCUGAUGACACUAAGCAGUUGGCUUCCUUCCUGCAUGGCAAUGCCUCUCUUCUCUUCAAACGGACAAAGCCAGCAGUGGAGAGUGGUGGCCAUGGGCCCCCUCACCCCUCUGAUAAGGCCAGCAGCAUCCAGUCACGGCCCCUGCCCUCCCCUCCCAAGUUGCUGGCCCAGGAGUCACCUGACGGGCCCUAUGAGAACAGUGAGAGCGGCUGGAUGGAGGAUUAUGACUAUGUCCAUCUCCAGGGCAAAGAGGAGUUUGAGAAGACCCAGAAGGAGCUGCUGGAGAAAGGCAACAUCAUCCGGCAGAGCAAGGACCAGCUAGAGCACCAGCAGCUGAAGCAGUUUGAGCGGCUGGAGCAGGAGGUGACGCGCCCCAUCGACAACGACCUGUCCAACUGGAGCCCCCCCCAGCACUACAGCCCCGCACGGGGCGGUGGGACACUGUGUCCUGCUGACCGCCAGCUCCUCCUCUUCUACCUGGAGCAGUGCGAGGCCAACCUCACCACACUCACCAAUGCUGUCGAUGCCUUCUUCACUGCUGUCAGCACCAACCAACCUCCCAAGAUCUUUGUGGCCCACAGCAAGUUUGUCAUCCUCAGUGCCCACAAGCUCGUCUUUAUUGGGGACACGCUGUCCCGCCAGGCCAAGGCCCAGGAUGUCCAGCACAAGGUGAUGCACUACAGCAACCUCCUCUGUGAGAUGCUCAAGGAGAUCGUGAUGACCACCAAGGCAGCCGCCCUCCACUACCCAUCUCCUUCUGCCUCCAAGGACAUGGUGGAGCGUGUCAAGGACCUCGCCAACAGCACGCAGCAGUUCAGGAUGGUGCUGGGCCAGCUGGCAGCCAUGUGAUGGCCUCAGGGGUACUGUCCCCUCUCUCUGGCCUCCACCCUUCCCCAGAUAUGCAUUUCCCUCCAUGCAAGUCCUCUCCACCCGGUGUAAGCAGACAUGUACAUAGAGACUCCCACGCACACCGGGGGACUGGGGCUCUGUGGGAAUAGAGGUGAGGGGCUGCAGCCAUCAUACCCCUUCCUCCUCCCUCUGGCCAGGGGCCAGGAAUGGUUUGAGCUGUGCCCAUAAUGAAGCUAAGCUGGGAGAUGGAUCUGUGUCCACUCCUUUUCCACUGUCCUCUCUGCAUACAAAACCGGCAGCCAAUUCUGGGCUGAAGGGCAUGGGGCCAUGUCUCUGGUGAGUCAAGGAUGUGCCUGGCAACUUGAGCUGCCCUUUGUGAUGCUGUGGCUGCUCUGCUCUCGGGAGGACUCUCCUGUGGACUCUGAAGAACUUCACAGUGGCCAGGAGAUUCUAAUGGUGUGGAAGCCAUCCCCUGUGAUGGUGGGACAGUGUAACAGAGAUGGGUUGUACUGUCGCCUUGUGUGCUGGAGGCUGGGGAUUGGGGUCCCCAGGGGGGUUAGGGGUUGUGGGGAGCUGCUGGGGCAGGAAGGGGCUGACUUGUGCGUUCUCACGUCUUGGGUUGUGCUACAGUACCAGCUGUAACUGAAACGCGAACCGAAAAAUUGGUGCCUUUUGAACACAGGGGGAGCUUCCGCUGGUUCCCGGAGCUACCACGUGGCAGCCCCCUCCAAAACUUGGCCCCAAGUCCCUCAGCAGUAUAAAGAUUUGCCUAGAAACUCCCCUUA
Molecule: messenger RNA, 3803 nt
Organism: Haemorhous mexicanus (house finch)
Lineage: Eukaryota; Metazoa; Chordata; Aves; Passeriformes; Fringillidae
Gene: BCAR1
Product: BCAR1 scaffold protein, Cas family member
Exons: 6
Coding region: 247-3018 (923 amino acids)
Biological process (GO): cell surface receptor protein tyrosine kinase signaling pathway; cell migration
Cellular component (GO): focal adhesion; cytoplasm; plasma membrane
Molecular function (GO): protein binding
Source: RefSeq, a predicted model, not a curated record